Neoarius graeffei (lesser salmon catfish) is the source of this 1939-nucleotide messenger RNA. RefSeq names its product lysophosphatidic acid receptor 4 (gene lpar4). The record is from RefSeq and is a predicted model, not a curated record. Gene Ontology annotation, biological process: phospholipase C-activating G protein-coupled receptor signaling pathway; positive regulation of Rho protein signal transduction. Gene Ontology annotation, cellular component: membrane. Lineage: Eukaryota; Metazoa; Chordata; Actinopteri; Siluriformes; Ariidae. The transcript is spliced from 4 exons. Gene Ontology annotation, molecular function: lysophosphatidic acid receptor activity. The coding region runs from base 609 to 1670 and encodes 353 amino acids.
UUGGCUCAGAGCAGCUCCACACAGCACUAACAGGAGCACAGUAACGGUUUCUCACAGCCCACUGCUCCGUCUGCUUCAGUACGAAGAGCGAAACGCGACAUUUAACACAACCAAGUAUUAUUUACACCCCUAACUCUGCAUUAUUUUUGAAGCUUAAAUUGAAUUAUAGUCUUUUCUUAAGAGCUCAAGAGUCUUUUUGUUCUCCCUACCGCUUGAACAGCAUGAGCGAACUGGAGCAGAGAGAGAGGGAAAAAGAGAGGCUGGUGAAGGAACAACUCUUUAUAGCUGCAAUAAUGAGGAAAUGGUUUAAACUCGAAAGCUGCCGACUGCCAGUGACUGACUAAAUUGGAUCCAUUUUGAGGAGGCUGUACCAGUACACUGACUGUAUUGUAUAGGGUUGUGCAGUACAGUACAGGCUUUGUAAGGGGCAUGUGAGAACCUGAAAACAAAAACUGAUCAUCUAUAUGUACUAAAGAUGAUGAGAGCUCAUUUCACUAACUUUCAGAGUGUGUCAGUGAUGGGCUGGGAAGUACACUGCAACCAAUACCCUUUCUGACAGCUAGGGAUUCGCCAGAAGCAAAACUUGCCCACCGUCCGCCGAUGCCAUAAUGGCAAGUCUGGCUCUUAACGAGACUGGGCUGGAGGACUGUGGCAUUGAUGACUCUUUCAAGUACAACUUGUAUGGUGUAGUGUACAGCAUCGCCUUUGUGUUAGGCCUCAUCACCAACUGUGCUUCACUCUUUGUCUUCUGCUGUCGUAUGAAGAUACGCAAUGAGACCACUCUCUUUAUGACCAACUUGGCAUUAUCAGACUUAAUAUUUGUAUUUACUCUACCUUUUAAAAUCUACUAUAACAUCAGGCGCCACUGGCCGUUUGGCGACGGGCUGUGCAAGAUCUCCGGAGGAGCCUUCAUCACCAACAUCUAUGGCAGCAUGCUCUUCCUCACAUGUAUCAGUGUAGACCGCUUCCUGGCCAUAGUUUACCCCUUUAGAUCACGCUCUAUCCGCACUCGCCGUAACGCUGGAAUUGUAUGCGCGCUGAUCUGGUUGUUGAUCCUGGGUGGAGGCAUGUCUGUGACCUUCUUCUCUGCAACCAACCAGGCUAAAACCAUCACCACUUGCUUCGAAGGCUUCUCCCAGAAAACCUGGCAAACCUACCUGUCCAAGAUCACCAUCUUCAUCGAGGUAGUGGGUUUCCUUAUUCCAUUGCUCAUCAACCUGGCCUGUUCCUCCGUGGUGCUACGAACACUGCGUAAGCCAGCUACACUCUGCCAAAUUGGCACCAACAAGAAACGUGUGUUGCGCAUGAUUGUGGUGCAUUUAGCCAUCUUCAUUGUCUGCUUUGUCCCAUAUAACUCUGUUCUUUUUGUUUAUGCUAUGGUGCGCACCCAAGCCUUGGCAAGCUGCUGGCUUGAACGAUUGGCACGAACUCUUUAUCCUGUAACACUUUGUGUGGCCACCCUCAACUGCUGCUUUGAUCCAGUGGUAUACUACUUCACCUCAGAGUCUUUUAAGAAGUCUCUUACCACAGGGAAAUGUCAAACUAAGCAGGAAAGUACACUGCGCACGGAAGGGCCUGUGUCUAGCAAAGAGAACACAGAGACUGAAAAAGUAGAAGCUAACAGAGUGUCCAGCAAUGGAAAAGAACCGAUUACAGAGACUCAGUUUUGAGUGGACAAAAUAUUCAACAGCACCAAUGUCCACAUUAAAGAGGCGCUUUGCUAAGGUUUGUACCAAGGACUUAGCUCUAAGGAUUUUGCUCAGUUAGUGGAAACGUUUGGAAUUUGAACUUUCUAACCGAAGCCUUCAAUCUCUCAGGCUGAAUGCUUAUAACUAUCAAUAUUUAAAUUUGACUGUACAGGUCCAGCACUGUUAUUUAGGUCUCUGAGUUUAUGGGAACAGCAUAUGUUGAAUAUGUUGAAUAAAGUGGCUCCACACAA